Molecule: messenger RNA, 2213 nt
Organism: Papaver somniferum (opium poppy)
Lineage: Eukaryota; Viridiplantae; Streptophyta; Magnoliopsida; Ranunculales; Papaveraceae
Product: nuclear pore complex protein NUP93B-like
Exons: 10
Coding region: 1286-1810 (174 amino acids)
Source: RefSeq, a predicted model, not a curated record
AAAACUUCUCCCUCUCAGUCUCUCUACUCUGCAAUUUUCAAUUCUUCAAGGUAAACCCUAAAAAAUCUUCUCAAACCCUAAUUUUCGCUUACAAUAAUCAUCAAAAGGUCACUUACUGGUUGAGAAAACAUGCCAAGUGAAACAGACUCGAAUAAUUUGACUGAUUUUCCUCAUUCCUCCGCAAGGAUUCGCGAACAAGCUUCUCCAUCUGUUCAGGUCCCUGCCAUGGAGAGAAACAUAGAUCAAUUAAUAGCAUUGUCAGAGAAGCUCAGAUGUAAAACUGUACCAACUCCAUCUGUUCAGGUCCCGGAGAUGAACAUAGAUCAAUUAAUAGUAUUAUUAGAGAAGGUCAGACCUAAAACUGUACCAACUGUUGUUGAAGUUCUUGGAAAAUCUGAUGCAGAUACCAGUGAAUGGUUAAAUGCCCAAUGUGAUCCCAGACUUUUGGUGUUAAAUGUGACAUAUGAAACUCUUUUAUGGAUUUUGCUUCACUUUAUUUCCUUUUUAUUGAAAUCUGAUUGUGGCUUUAGGUUUGGAAAUGUUUAUUCUAGAACUUGAAAUCCUGUAUUAUUGAUGAGCCGUUAUACAAACUUGAACGACUUUUUCAGAUGUAUUAAAAGUGGUAGGUCAGGUGACUAACUGGAAAUUUCAAUUCAGAUUGGCUUGAUUUGCUUGUCCAUGUCUGUUUCCUAGUUACUCAGGAAAAGACUUUACCCCUCUCCCCCGGGAAUUUUUUUCUAUCACUCCUUCAGUCCAUUGAAAGAAAAUUAAACUUCGAAAUUCAAGAUCCUUUCAGCAUCAAGGAUGAGUAAUGUUAUCAACUUGAUUUUACCAAUGGAAGCAGAAUUAUAUAACUGAGAGCAAUCUUAGUUUCUCUCUUAUGCAACCUCUUUUACUUUUUACACUUUACAAUGCGAGAUUGUGAACUUAGCCUGCUUCUGAAAUGUGAAGGAGAAACUGGAUGGACUAUUAUAGAUUAUGAAUGAAUUAGAGUGUGGAUGGAUAACGAGUAUAAUUUUCAGAUGUUUGACAUAGACUCUAAGGUAAAGUGGUUACUUGUAGUGUUCUAGGUCCCUGAGUUCAACAAUCUUUACCUUUACCAACCUGUUUUUGUAAGGGGAGGAUGAUUGAUACUUGAUAGACCAUUGGCAAUUAUAUUUCCUUCCAUUAUUAUUUUUAUGUGUCUCGGUCUAAUUAUCUUUUUGUGUUUUUGUAGACAAAAUUGAAGGAUCUGGGUGGGUGUGUGCAGCAGUUCUCAGUCCUGCUAAAAUAUCUUUAAGUCUGGAUGGGUCGUUUGCGAUGUGUACAAUCUGAGAAUAUAACUGCAAAAGAGCAAAGAAACAUAGAUCAAUUAGUAGCAUUAUCAGAGAAGCUCAGAUCUAAAACUGUACCAACUGUUGUUGAAGUUCGUGGACAAUCUAAUGCAAAAACCAGUGAAUGGUUGAAUGCCCAAUGUGAUCCCAAACUUUUGGUGUUAAAGACAAAAUUGAAGGAUCUGGGUGAGUGUGUGGAGCAGGUAGAUUCUGAGAAUAUAAGUGCAAAAGAGCAAGUACGUGAUUAUAAAACUAAAUUGGGCGCAAUGAAUGGUCUUCUUUCUAAGGGUGAAGCGGAGAGAACCAAAUUGAAACAAAAACUAGUUGCUGCCAAAGGGAGAGAAAAGGCGUUGCAAGAGCAGCUAAUGAAAGAAGUCAGCCUUCGCAAGAAUGCCGAGUCAUCAGCAGCUUCAGCUAAAGAGCAAGCAAGCAAGCUCGAGGAAAAACUAGAAAGUAUGAGGGGUCCACCUAAAAGAAAAUAUGAGGGUGAUUUAUAAGAAGUUAGAGAUGCACUUCACACAAAUUAGCUUGUAAGUAUUUGCUUGUUUCGUCCAGUAGACAUGGAUAUGGAUCUUUAGUUGUUUAACAUAUAUGUUUUAUCUUUAUUUGGUUCGAUCUUUCUUGUAAAUUGAGUUUGAACUAGAUUAUUUCAUGGGGGACUUCAAUCAGAACCCAGAAAUUGAUUACAUACCUCAUGUUCCUUUCCGGGAAAAAUUGGAGAAAGUGGAGCCUUUUCUGUAUCUUUUGAGGGUAUGCAGAGCCUAGAAGAGUGGAAUGUGUGUUUGCAUUCUCAUGCUUAUUUUUAUUCUGUUUAGAACGUGUUACUCUGAAUGCAUUCCCUUCUGAUUGUAUAACACUACCUCAUUUAAUCUGAUUGGUAUGGCCAAGUAAAUCCCUGGA